CAGGAAAUUGGAAAAUCUAUAAUGAAGGGGCAGCAAACACCAAGUCGUUUUCCAAAAAUUAAUUAAUUUGAGACUCAGUUCUCUCAUUUAUCAUUAAGCAAUUUCUAAGAAUAAAAACAUAAUCCAUCUAUUUGCAAGGGAAUGUUGAGCAUGAUUAAUCCUAAACCUCCUUGUGAAAACAAAAAAAUUAAGCAAUCUAGUCAAUUUGAAUAGAAGGCACAUUGUUUAAAGAGAUGUCCAUAAGAAGAAGGCACCAGUUUUGAUUUAGAUUUGACAGUGUUUAAAAUAAGACCUUGUUAAAGACAAUGUGAACAUAAUCAUAAAUAAUGUCCAUAUAUUCAUUCAGAAAGUGAUUUAAGAAGACCAGGCACAUAUUAUAAAGCAGAAUUGUGUCCAUACAAAGUAGAAUAAAAAGAAUGUCCUCAUGGUUACAGUUGUUGUAAAGCGCAUAAUCAAUAUGAAUUGUUAUAUUAAGAAGACAAUUAUCGAAAACUAUUUUGUCCUUAACCAUAAAAUUGUUGCUUUGGUAUAUAUUGUCCUUAUGCUCAUUUUGAGAAGGACAUCAAAUGUGACACGAUUAAGACUAUUAUAUGUUUCAUUAUAAAACAAUUGCUUGUCCCUAUUCACUUUUUAAUCAUAAUUUAGUCAACUUGUGAUUAUUAUCAUAAUGAGAGUGAUAAACGCAGAAAAGUUUAAGAUAUUCAAUAUUAACCUUAAUAAUGUUCAAAUUGGGUGUAAAAUAAGAGUUGUUCCAAUGAAUGUUCAUUUUGUCAUUCUAUCUUUGAACUUUACUUUCAUCCUCACAUGUAUAAAACCUUUGAAUGUACAUAGUAAAAUUGUUAUCGCGAUAUCUGCCCUGGAUAUCAUGAUGAAACUGAUUAAAGAUAAUUAAAUCCAUUAGUUAGAAAUGGAAUUAUGAAAAUAGUUCCAAAAAAUAGAUUUGAAGAGAAAUAACCAAAAACACAGACUAUCAAGUUUCCAAGUAUAUAUUAAUGA
Molecule: messenger RNA, 996 nt
Organism: Paramecium tetraurelia
Lineage: Eukaryota; Ciliophora; Oligohymenophorea; Peniculida; Parameciidae
Exons: 5
Source: RefSeq, a predicted model, not a curated record